Molecule: messenger RNA, 1406 nt
Organism: Acomys russatus (golden spiny mouse)
Lineage: Eukaryota; Metazoa; Chordata; Mammalia; Rodentia; Muridae
Gene: Srfbp1
Product: serum response factor binding protein 1
Exons: 8
Coding region: 102-1406 (434 amino acids)
Biological process (GO): maturation of SSU-rRNA
Cellular component (GO): nucleus; 90S preribosome
Source: RefSeq, a predicted model, not a curated record
UUAUUUCACGCACGGGACGGCGAAGUUUGGGCGGAAGAGGCCUCUGUCAGGGGGCGUGUCUGCGCAGCCGCGCUGUAGCCGCCUGCGUUCACGUGUCGGGGAUGGCUGCCGAUCCUCUUCCUCCGUCUGCAAUGGCUCAGCCGGGAGCUCUGAACCUCAAUAACGAGGUUGUGAAGAUGAGAAAAGAAGUGAAGCGAAUCCGAGUUUUGGUCAUCCGAAAACUUGUCAGGAGUGUUAGCAGACUCAAGUCCAAAAAGGGCACUGAAGAUGCACUGUUGAAAAACCAAAGACGAAUCCAAAGGUUGCUUGAAGAAAUCCAGGCCAUGAAGGAAUUGAAACCUGACGUAAUAACUAAAUCAGCUCUUGGUGAUGACAUCAGCUUUGAAAAAACUUGCAAAAAGCCAGAUUCUACUGCAACUGAAAGAGCAAUUGCCAGAUUAGCAGUUCACCCUCUUCUGAAGAAAAAAAUUGAUAUGCUAAAAGCUGCUGUCCAAGCCUUCAAAGAUGCGAGGCAGAAUGCUCCUGAGGCUGAGUCAUCUAAGAAUACUUCAGAAGCAAGCCAGGGUAAGGAUGCUCCAUGUUCAAACGACGAUGCAGACGAGCUACAGCAUCGUGAGAGAACUGUUGUCAGUGAGCAGAAAGGAAAAGACACCAAAACAGUAGCAAAGAAAGCAGGAAGUAAUUCAAAGAAAAAAUUGACCAAGACAGAAUAUGGACCCAAAGCAGUGGCCACUACACAUUCGCCAGGGAAGCCUUCAGGAAAGGGUGCUGUGGUCACCUCUGGACACCAGAAGGCACCUGCUGACCCCAAACAGAAAGCCUUAGCUGAAGCCACAGUGAAGGAGAGUGAUGACAGUGGCAGUGAUGAAGAGUCAAGUGAGGAAGAAAAGGAGUAUUUUGACGACAGCACUGAAGAACGGUUCUACAAACAGUCUUCUGCGUCUGAGGACAGUGACAGUGGUGAUGACUUCUUCAUUGGAAAAGUCAGACGGACACGAAAGAAGGAAUGUGGUUUCCGCUCCUCAGCUAAGGAACAAAAGCCCCUCCCAAAAGUGUCAUCCAAAACAAGUACACUUGAAACCCAUUGGGAUGUCCAAAGUGAUAAACACAAGGUCAUUCCCGGAGCCAGGAAAUUAGAAUCCGUGUUUUUCCACUCGUUAUCUGGACCUAAAAGCUGCAGAAGGGAUCCCAGAGAACAGGCCCCAAAGACUAUAGCCCCAGAUUUUCCAGAAAAUGAACCUCCAAUCAAGAAUCAAUUUUCAAAGCAUGCACAAAGAGGAUUUGGGAGCAUGAAGCAGCAGUUGCAUGCGCCUCUGCAUCCUUCCUGGGAAGCAAGCAGGAGGCGAAAAGAACAACAGUCCAAAAUCACUGUGUUCCAGGGGAAAAAAAUAACAUUUGAUGACUGA